AUGUCUGCGACGAAGCCAGUGACUGUGGUCGCCGAAGACGCGCCUGCGCAGGCGACCAAUAUUCCUAUCGGUAGUGGAGCUAGCACCUAUGACCAGUCAGGACAAGCAGCGGGCCGCUUCAAGCGUCGUCGCAUGAGCACGAACAGCGACUCGAAGCCGGCCUUUGAAAACAAGCUGCGUGGUAGUCUCGCUGCCAUGACAGCGAAGACGGCGAGAAACGAGAGUGGCGCGAAUUCUGGGCCAGCACCCAUUAUUGCUCAACCGGCUCCCGCUAAGAUGGCGCCUGUUCAGGCUCAGCCGCAGCCUGCGAUGGAAAUGACCCUGCUAGCGGACGAGCGCACGGCCAGCAAGAAUGCGCUCACGGACACAAGGCCUCGCGGAUACGCGGUGGCGGAGCGGGAAAGGACUGCUUCCUCGGAUGCCUUGGCUGCUUCUUGUGCUGUGAAUGCUGGCAUGUGCGACUGCGUCGCCGACAUCAUCUGUUGCCCUUGCGAGAUGUGCUGCUAG
Schizophyllum commune H4-8 is the source of this 507-nucleotide messenger RNA. RefSeq lists its product as uncharacterized. The record is from RefSeq and is a predicted model, not a curated record. NCBI's taxonomy places the organism in Eukaryota, Fungi, Basidiomycota, Agaricomycetes, Agaricales, Schizophyllaceae. The coding region runs from base 1 to 507 and encodes 168 amino acids. The transcript has 9 exons.